This is a messenger RNA of Galleria mellonella (greater wax moth), 2979 nucleotides long. RefSeq lists its product as uncharacterized. Lineage: Eukaryota; Metazoa; Arthropoda; Insecta; Lepidoptera; Pyralidae. The transcript has 9 exons. The record is from RefSeq and is a predicted model, not a curated record. The coding region runs from base 147 to 2015 and encodes 622 amino acids. Gene Ontology annotation, biological process: neurogenesis. Gene Ontology annotation, cellular component: P-body; cytosol. Gene Ontology annotation, molecular function: protein binding.
GUCAAUCAAUUUUAUUUUUGUCAAGGAACGUUUGUAGUAGGACUGUUAUUGUUAUUGUUUAUUUUUAUCUUUUGUCGGGGAUCAGUAUAGGUACCUUAAAAUUAGUACCUGCUUAAAUAGGUUUUAUAUUAAAUUCUUUAGUGAAAAUGGCAGGAGUGCCUAACGAUUGGCAGUUAGGAUGCGUGGAGAUGAAACAGCGAGGUGCUAAUCUUCUCCAGACAGGUCAAUGGUCUGAUUGCACGUUCCUAGUGGGCACGGAGCCCAACCAAGUAACCAUUGCAGGCCAUAAGCUUAUCCUAGCGAUGGCAUCGCCUGUAUUCGAAGCAAUGUUCUACGGUGGCAUGGCAGAAAGGAAUGAUCCCAUACCUAUUUUGGAUGUGCAGCCAGACGCUUUUAAAGCUCUUCUAGAAUACAUAUAUACAGAAAAUAUAAAUAUAAGCUCAUUUGACAAGGCAUGUGAGCUUUGUUAUGGGGCAAAAAAAUAUAUGUUGCCCCAUCUAGUCAAGGAAUGUACAACAUAUCUGUGGUCUGACCUGUACCCAAAGAAUGCCUGCCGUGCUUAUGAGUUUGCUCGUCUCUUUGAGGAGAAUGUUCUAAUGGAAAAGUGUAUACAGAUAAUCAGCACCAACACUAAAGAGGUACUUAAAGAUAGUAGUUUCGAGGAGGUGGACCUGAGCACAGUGGUUACACUGUUUUCACUUGACCACCUCAAUGUGGAUAGUGAGUUAGACUUGUUUGAGGCAGCAGUACGCUAUGCUAAGGCACAGAAACGGAACAUGGAAAGAAAUACAGCCUCUCCUGACUAUGGUCCACCAUCAGAGAAGAGGUCAAAGAGUCCUGUCCCCUCAACUUCUGCUGAGAAAGUAUCAGAUGUUGACAAGGUGGUAAAUGUUGAGAGCAGUGCAGAAAAUAGCCCGGAGGCAGUUACAGAAUCAUGCAAGUCCAGUGAUACACCUGUGUCCAGUGUAUCAUCGGAUAUUCCUGAUGAUAAUAAGAAGAAUAGAGAAGUGAAUAAAGACAAGCUAACAAUACGCAACGCAGUGGAGAAGAUUCGUUUCUUGACGCUGACUCCGCAGCAGUUCGCCGAGGGCCCUGCGCGGUCUUCGCUCCUCACUGACUCCGAGUCCUUCGCCGUCCUAAUGAACAUUCUCUCUAGCAACUGCGACAUCCCUAUGCCACAGGGCUUCUCCACCUGCAGAGUUCCAAGGAAACAGCUGAUCGGCGGAGGAUCUACUACUAGCCGCGAGGAGUCGCUGGCGGCAGGGUGUCGCAUGCAACCGUUCAGCGUGGACACGCCGAGCCCUGUGCCGCUCGACCUGGUGUUCGACGUAUCGCGGCCCGUGCUGCCCUUCGGCGGCCCGGCCGCCCCCGCCGUCCUCUCCGGGCCCGGCCUGCAGCACUACCCUAGACCUACGCGCCACGAAGCAGGACCUCGUGCAGGCGCAGCGGGCGCGGCGGAGGCGGCGCGGCUGGAGAUCAGCAAGCUGUACUGCACGCGCGCCAUCAUCCAGCAUACCGACUGCUACAACACCAGCGUGCUCGACUGCUGCGUCACCUUCAUGGUCGACCGCAACAUCUGCCUGCUCGGCGUCCAGGUUCCAACGCAAGCGCCAAGCAUGGAAAGCGCGCUGCCGCUGGGCCCGUCGGGCGGGGCGAGUGGUCCGGGCGGGGUGGGCGGGGCGGGGCCGGUGGGCGCGGGGGCGAGCGCGGACGGCUACAGCGAGCUGCUGUACGCGCACCUGCUGGACGCGGACGGGGCGCGGCUCACCUACACCCACUAUACCAGCCGCGUACCCUACCGCCACCUGCUCGACAUCAUGUUCAACAGGCCCGUCUACAUACAGAGGAACAAGGUAUACAAAGUGGGCAUAGUAUUCAACAAAGCAGGGUGGUACCCGACCGGCAUAUGCGCGCUGCAGGUAGAGACCGACGGCGUGUACUUCAACUUCGGCAUCGGACAGAGCAGCGACUCCGUACGCGACGCGCUCAUACGGUCCAUCAUAUUCACAUACUAGUGCCAGUGAUACGGCUAUUACAGGGAACAGGUGCGUAACUAUGAACAAGGAAUUACAUAGAAGGAAUGAUAAAAUAAAAACUUCACAGCAAGCUAGUGUAUAGAAAAUGUUACACGGCCGUAUAACCCUACCAAAUUCAGAUACAACCUGCUUACAUACGUUCUACAUAAACUGUAUCUAAUAUAUAAUCUAGUAAUAUAAAAUUUGUCAUUGACAAAUAAUUGACAUAUCAAACAUUUUUUGUAUACACUAGUCCGCUAUGAAUUGAGAAAAAUAGCAAUUGAUGGUGUAUCUUUCGUCCUCUUUUUUCUAAUUAUAUUUGCAUAAGAAGAAAGGAGGGAACCAUAUGAUUUACAGUUUUAUUAUUCCUUCUAUGUAAUGCCUUGUUCUUAGGGUACGUAAUACCAUAGUGUUGAAUGACAAUACAUGAGAUGUGUUUUGGUUAUCACAGUGCAUUCUGUGAUGACUCCACAGUGCUGUUUAUGUCUAUAGAUGACAGUUACCACUUUCCAUGAGGUGGGCUGUCAUUUUAUUUACUAUUCUAUCAUAAAAAAUGUCACAGUAUAAGGAGCAACAGUUGUCCAAUGACUAUAAUAUCUUGCUGCGUUCAUUGCAGGGUUGCCAUAUUUAUUUUCAGUAGACUUGAAAAAGUUCCUGUUUUUGAUUAAUUUGUAUGAAUUUCAAAUGUUAAAACGAUGUAUAAUUUCAAAAGACUAGUAUUUAAUUUUUAUAAAAAAGUUUUGGAUGUAAUUUUUGUUUUUGUUUUUAAAGAUAUCGUUUUGGCUAAUUUGUAAUUACUGAUUUUAAAAUUUAUAUUAAAUAUUUAGGGGUAUUUAUACCAAAUAUUGUCAUUUGGCAAUGUCCAGAUUAGGUUUUAUGUGAUUCUUGUUUUAGAUACUUUGUUUCCUAAUAUUUUGGAUUUUUAAAUAAAUGACAGUUUGAUUGACUGAUUGAUAUAAUAUAA